GUCUCCAAAAUGUAUACCAUAGUGCUUCUGUCCGCUUUAAUUGCUUAUUCACAUGGAUAUGGCCGACAUAUGCCAUCAUACAUUAAGCCAUGUUCUAAAGCCAAUAUAGCAACUUGUGCUUUAGAAAAUGCCAAAGCUGCAUACCCAACUAUCGUCAAAGGAGAUCCAGAAUAUGACGUGCCAAAUUUAAGUCCAUUUCAUUUACAAGACUUGGAAGUUGAUGCGGGAGAGAACAUGGUGUUAAAAUACAAAAAUCUCAUUGUCGAAGGCUUGGAACAUAUGACGUUUAAUAGAGUCGACUUUGAUUUGGAUAAUAAGAAAGCCGAUUUCGAAUUGCAUUGUGACGUAAUAUAUUUCCAGGGACAUUAUGAAGGAGGAGGCAAAGUAUACGUAUUAACCGUCGACGGCAAUGGAAAUUCUAAUACAACAUUUGUUGGAGGCACAUUUUUUUAUAUGUUUCACUGGGACGUGCUAAAUAUAAAUGGUGAAGAUCACAUGGUAGUGAAGGAUCCCAAGUUAACGAUGAGACUGCAAAGGGUUCAUUUCGAUUUUGAAAACAUGUCGGGAGUUGAUAACGAGGGAAAACCAUUGGACAUUAAUGCCAUAUUAAACGAACACUGGGAACUUAUUCUGGAAGAAGUCGGAGGCAAAAUAUCUAAUACGAUUGAAGGGGUUGUAACAGAAAUUUUAAGUGGUUAUUUUGAGCAUAUUCCUGUAAAGGAAAUGUUUGUAGAGUCGAAAUUCUACAAUCUGCAUUGUUGGAGUCAAUACUUCAAAAUGAAAACAUACUGUUUACUGUUUAGUGCCGUGUUUGUGACGGUUGCAUCCCUACAUCUCCCUAAUUACAUUAUACCAUGCAAAAAAUCCGAUCCUAAAUUCGACGAAUGUGUUAAAGAAAAAGCAACCCUUGCUCUGCCAAAAGUUGCUCAAGGCGAUAAGAAGUUUAAAUCUCCACUUCUUACUCCCCUUAUCUUACCGGCAAUUGAUGUAGAUGCAGGCCCAAAUUUAGAACUUAAAUUGAAGAAUAUUGCGGUGAAAGGUCUCGACAAAAUAGAAUUUAUUAACACCAAAGUUGACUUGAGUAAGAAAUCUGGCCAUUUUUAUCUUCGUAUAGACAAUGUCAAUUUUGCUGGCAAAUACGAAAUUAAUGGGCAAAUUCUAGUUCUUCCAAUAAAAGGCGAAGGUGACGCAAAUAUUACAUUUGUUGACGGCAAGUAUGACUACCGGUUUUCAUGGAGUCUUAUAAACAAAGAAGGUAAAGAUUAUGCCAAAAUAGACAACGCAAGUUUGGAUAUGAAAUUGAAGAAGGCAACAUUUUAUUUGGGUAACCUAUUUGGAGGAGAUAAAGCGCUUGGUGACAAUAUGAAUACUGUAUUAAAUGAUAACUGGGAAGACGUGCUGAAAGAAAUUGGAGUUGGAAUUUCGCACACUAUAGAAGUAGUAGUAACAGAUAUAUUUAAAAAAUAUUUUGAAUCUAUUCCUAUCGAUGAAAUAUUUAUAGAUUAAAAGUUAGUUUUGUAAAUAGUAGUAUUAGAUUUUUAAAUAUAAACGUUGAAAGCAAA
Aethina tumida (small hive beetle) is the source of this 1562-nucleotide messenger RNA. RefSeq lists its product as uncharacterized. The record is from RefSeq and is a predicted model, not a curated record. The transcript has 12 exons. Bases 10 to 1506 code for a protein of 498 amino acids. NCBI's taxonomy places the organism in Eukaryota, Metazoa, Arthropoda, Insecta, Coleoptera, Nitidulidae.